Messenger RNA from Fukomys damarensis (Damara mole-rat), 2096 nucleotides. RefSeq names its product prolyl 3-hydroxylase 3 (gene P3h3). Gene Ontology annotation, cellular component: endoplasmic reticulum. Gene Ontology annotation, molecular function: procollagen-proline 3-dioxygenase activity; L-ascorbic acid binding; iron ion binding. The record is from RefSeq and is a predicted model, not a curated record. Lineage: Eukaryota; Metazoa; Chordata; Mammalia; Rodentia; Bathyergidae. The coding region runs from base 411 to 2078 and encodes 555 amino acids. The transcript is spliced from 15 exons. Gene Ontology annotation, biological process: collagen metabolic process.
GGAUUACAGCCCUGCGCCGCCUGCCUCAGGGCGGCUGGGCGGCGUGAGCGCUGCCCUUCUCGCAGGGGAAGGCGAGGGCGGUGGGCUACGCCCGCGCAGGACAGAAUGGGCGUUUGUGCGUGUUGCACAGGGCUUCGGGAAGGUCGGAGCAGCCCACGAGGCGAGGCCCGAAGCUGGCGGGAGCGCCGAGGCCUCCGACCGCGGCUGGUGUCGGAUGCCUACGUGGCCUGGGAGCUGGCCGCUGGGUACAACACCUCAGCGCAGGGUCCUAGAGACCGCUGCUUUGGCUGUCCCCGGAGGUCCCCCCUUCGUCAUCUAUUCCACGCUGUCGCCAGUACCCCUCCAACCACUCCCCCCUCCAGUUGAAGAAGCGGGAGCAGGCAGCCACUGCAGCACACACCUUCUUCGUGAUGAACCCUAUGCAUCUGCAGAUGCGGGAAGACAUAGCCAAGUACAGACGAAUGUCGGGGGUCCGGCCCCAGAGCUUCCGGGACCUGGAGACGCCACCAUACUGGGCUGACCACGAUGCUGGCCUGGAGCUCCUGGCUCGCCAGGAGUGGGGACUGGCACUGCCCAGGCUGGAGGAGGCCCUGCAGGGGAGCCUGGCCCAGGUGGAGAGCUGCCGGGCCUCCUGUGAGGGGCCCGAGGAACAGGAAACAGAGGAGGAGGAGGAAGAGGAGGAUGGGGCUGGUGUCCAGGGUGGCCUCUAUGAGGCCAUCGCAGGAUGCUGGAUUCGGGUCCUGCAGUGCCGGCAGCGCUGUGUGGCUGACAUUGCCACGCGUCCUGGCCGCAGCCUCCCUGUCCCCGACUUCUUCCCCAGCCAGCUGAGGUGUCUGUACCAGGCCCAUGCUCAGGUGGGGAAUCUGUCUCAAGCCGUGGAAAAUGCCCUGGGUGUCCUGCUCUUCUACCCGGAGGACGAAGCUGCCCAGCAGGCGCUGACGCAGUGCCAGGCCCAGCUGGGGGAGCAGGGGCUGCGCCUCAAACCCAGAGAGGACAUUCAGAGCUUCGUGCUUCGGUCCCUGGGGGAGAAGAGGCAGCUGUACUACGCCGUGGAACACCUGGGUGCCCGCUUCCAGGACCCUGAUCCCUGGACCCCAGAAUAUCUCAUCCCGGAGGCACUCAGGGCAAAGCUCAGAGAGGAUCAGGAGAAGAAGCCUUGGGAUCAUGAACCUGCAGAGCCACAGCCCUGGACCCACUGGAAGGAUGUCCUCCCCCUGGAGGGGGUGACCCUGACCCAGGAUGCCAGGCAGCUGAACGGGUCAGAGCGAGCGGUGCUGGACGGGCUGCUGACGCCGGCUGAGUGUGGGACUCUGCUGGAGCUAGCACAGGAUGCCGCUGGGGCCGGAGCCAGGUCUGGCUAUCGAGGUCGCCGCUCCCCUCACACCCCCCAUGAGCGCUUUGAGGGGCUCACCGUGCUCAAGGCUGCACAGCUGGCCCAAGCUGGCACCGUGGGCAGUAAGGGUGCAAAGCUGUUCCUGGAAGCCAGCGAGCGGGUGCGGACCCUGACCCAGGCCUACUUCUCCCCGGAGCGGCCUCUCUACCUGUCUUUCACCCACCUGGUGUGCCGCAGCGCUAUAGAAGGGGAGCAGGGCCAGCGCAUGGACCUGAGCCACCCCGUGCACGCAGACAACUGCAUCCUGGACCCCGACUCAGGAGAGUGCUGGCGGGAGCCCCCUGCCUACACCUACCGAGACUACAGCGGAGUCCUCUACCUCAACGAUGACUUCCAGGGUGGGGACCUGUUCUUCACACAGCCAAACGCCCUUACUGUCACGGCCCAAGUCCGUCCCCGAUGUGGACGCCUCGUGGCCUUCAGCUCUGGCGUGGAGAACCCUCACGGGGUAUGGGCCGUGACACGGGGGCGGCGCUGUGCCCUGGCACUAUGGCACACAUGGGCCCCAGAGCACCAGGAGCAGGAGUGGGCAGAGGCCAAACAGCUGCUACAGGAGCCUGAGCAGGAGCAGGCGGAGGAGGAGGAAGCACCCAGCAGAGAGCCUGGCCCGGAGCCCCCCAGCCGCCAGCCCCAGUGGGUUCAUGACGGAGCUGGGAAGGUGCCCCGGGUCCGGGAGGAGCUGUGAGAAGCUGAGCCGGACCUU